UAAACGUAUUUUUAUAUUUUAUUCUAUUUGUAAUGAUGAUUUCAGAGGUGGUAAAUGCUGCAAGGAGGCAUCCACUUGAUAAGCUUAUCCUCAAUGGCCCCAAAAAGCUCUUUGUUUUUCGGUGACUCCUAUGCUGACACGGGUAAUUGGCCACCUACAAAUGCUUCAGGGUCUUGGAGGGAACCUUAUGGUAUGACUUUCCCAGGCAAACCUUCCGGCAGAUGGUCCGAUGGUCGCGUUCUCACUGAUUACAUAGCGGCCUAUCUGGGAAUAGGAUCCCCACAACCCUACAAUUUGUGGAAGGGGUAUGCGGAAGCAAAGCAGUAUGGGAUGAAUUUUGCAUACGGAGGGACAGGUGUGUUUGACUACGCAAACGUUGACGGUCCGAACAUGACGACACAAAUAAAUCAUCUGCAACAACUCCUUCAACAAAACGCGUACGCCAAACACGACCUUACAUUGUCCGCAGCUCUUGUCACUUCGGUCGGGAAUGACUACAAGAACUAUCAUGGAGAUAUGCAUCGUAUAAAGGAAUUUGCUAAAUCCGUUACAAAGCAGCUUAGUUUGAACCUUAAACGCAUUCAUGAGAUGGGAGUUCCCAAAGUAGCCGUGACUGCAAUGCAGCCUUUGGGAUGCCUACCCUUGGUAGCUUUUGCAACUGGCAACUACUCAAACUGCGACGAAAGUACAAACAGCUUUACGAGGUUUCACAAUCAAAUAUUAAAACAAAGGGUAGAGGAACUGAACUACCAAACCGUGGGGUCACCCUUUGGUAUUGUCGAUCUCUAUGCGGCCUUCACGUCGGCCUUGAACAUUAAACACGACCAGCAUCCUGGGAAAUCUAGUUUCCCGCGUCCAUUGCAGCCAUGUUGCGAGGGUAAAUGCGGGGUGGUUGAUGAGAGUGGAAAGAAGGAAUACGCAGUGUGCGAUGAUCCAAAAAUGACAUUCUUCUGGGAUAUGGCUCAUCCAUCACAGCAAGGCUGGUUAGCUGUUUAUUCUGCCUUGAAACCUUCUCUUCCCCAUCUCUUUCACUGUCAGCAGGCCACCCCAAUUGUUUAGACAACAAUUUAAUGUUCAAAAUGGUAAU
Molecule: messenger RNA, 1087 nt
Organism: Ipomoea triloba (trilobed morning glory)
Lineage: Eukaryota; Viridiplantae; Streptophyta; Magnoliopsida; Solanales; Convolvulaceae
Product: GDSL esterase/lipase At5g03610-like
Exons: 3
Coding region: 55-1059 (334 amino acids)
Molecular function (GO): hydrolase activity, acting on ester bonds
Source: RefSeq, a predicted model, not a curated record